Halichondria panicea is the source of this 2128-nucleotide messenger RNA. RefSeq lists its product as uncharacterized. NCBI's taxonomy places the organism in Eukaryota, Metazoa, Porifera, Demospongiae, Suberitida, Halichondriidae. The record is from RefSeq and is a predicted model, not a curated record. The transcript is spliced from 10 exons. The coding region runs from base 1407 to 1793 and encodes 128 amino acids.
AAAACCUGAACCUGUGGUGUGCAAUGGAACCUAACUCAUUAUUGUGCAUGUCAUACUUGUACUGUCUUAGUCAAUUUAUUUCCUUGAUUUGUGCUAUAUAUUUGUCAUUAUAAAGUGGCCCAGUGUGCAAGAAUAAUGGUAAAGGUCGUCCAAGGAAUAAACUGUUGUUAAGCUAGGAGAGGGUCGUCAUUAGAAUAAACUACAUCUGUGUUUGGCUAGUUUUGUCCACCUGUUUCCCUACAAGCUCAAGAUGGCCGGCUGACAGUACAGUGCAAGUGGCAGAAGACACUCUGAGAACAGGGCAAGGUGGUGAAGAGAUACGGACCAGCUCUCCCAGGCUAUCAAGGAAGGCAAGGGAAGAUGCCGUGGCUGUGAAUGAGCCUAGUGGGAGGGACCCUGAUAAUUAUCUCCUUAACUCACUGUGGACGUUUUGGCGUGACGCUACACGAAGAGGAUCAACUGCCAAAGAUUUCUUUGAGAAUCUAAAACCUUUGUGUACAGUCAAGACCAUCAAGGCAUUUUGGGGUGUGGUCAACAAUAUUCGUCCCAUAGAGCAGUUGGGCGAGAGAGAGAGCUACCAUCUUAUGAGGAAUGAGAAUAGGAGACCUAUUUGGGAGGACUCUGAUAAUGCUCAUGGUGGAUUGUGGUCAUUCAAAGUCAGAAAGAUGCACACAACCAAGGUAUGACAGGAGCUGUUGUUGGCUGCUGUGGGUGAGCAGUUCUCAGAGUGUGUGGGCGGUGGUGACUGUGUGUGUGUGGUGUGAGUGUGAGGAUAAGAGGGUUCGAUCAAGAAAUCGUACAGAUCUGGAAUGAAGACAUGCCUGUCCUCUCAAAGAGCUACUGUUCUGUUGGACAGGAAAUGGUCCUCAACUUUAUCAACACUGAGGAGAUCAGCUCUGGGGUGGAGUUGUUGGAAGGGUGUGAGUGUGUGGUGCACUUUGACCCCUGCUAGCCGUGCUGAUGGGGCCGGGGAGGGGAGAAUGAGGUACAUAAGAGUUCCAAUAAAGAAGCAUCACUUGGCAAAGAUAAUUCUCAAGUCUCUCUCUGGGCUGGAGGUGGUUUCAGGCUACACCCAUUUCCUGUGUUGAGGAGCACAACAUGUGAUGACUAAGAGGUACAGAUUAUCAAGUAGCGUGUCCAAGGAGGACAGUAAGAGAGUCGUCACCUUCCUCAACCACCCAGGACUACAUCUCAUUCAGCAGGGGUCAAGUACAUGUACCUGUGCGGAAGGCGCCCCCUGAACCAUCCACUACCCCUCCAAUCGUCCCCCUGUACCCCCGGAUCCUGCUGCUAAGAAGAGGUCGCGAGGGUCAAAGGACAGAGGUCAUGAGGCGGCAGAUAAAGGGGAGGACCAUAAUACCAUUGACUAUCGAACAGCCACCCACCAAGAAGUGUUAGAGAAGCAGAUGACGUCAGUAGCUCAGCAUAUGAAUGCUAAUGGAGAGGCUCGUCAACGUGGUGGUGGUAUGACCCGAACCUUCUCCCCCCUCACUCCUAUCAUACAGCACCUCUGCAGCAAGUCAGAUGAGGCUGAUAGCAAGAGUGAGAGGUCCUCCAGGAGCCAGAGACACACAGAAGACGCUAGGAGAUCGGCUUCGAAAGUCAAGUUCUCUAAAACUAUUACCGAGUUUCCAGACUAUAGUCGCUAUGACAACCCGACAGAGAUCAAAUCAGUAUCAAGCCCAGGUCAAAGUCCAUCCCAUAGUCACCAUGGCAAGUUAGACGGGGACUCGCUUAGGGUCAAAGGUGAAAGCUCGGAACACAUCAGAAAAAAAUUAUUAUUAUUAGCAUAGCUCAUUAUUUUUAUUGCUUAUACUCAAGAUUUGUAUGUUACUAAUGAUAGUGUCAUUUGCCAUAUGCACAGUGUGUAAUGUAGGCCCUGAUAAAUUAUGCUCGGAAUAAUUUUUAGCAUAAUAGUCAUCAAUGGUAAAGAUCAUUACAUUAAGUUUUGCAUAACGACAUUUCAUGGCUUGAAGGAUUAUCACCAAUAUUAUGAGAAUCAUGAUUAUAUUAAUAAUGUCGUGUACAUGUGUCAGUUAGCUUUGCAUGUGUGCUGUGUUUAUGUUAAUUUAGUCUAUAAUUAUUAUUUUUGUCGCAUUCAUUUUUGGAUUUUUAAUAUAUAGGCACA